This is a messenger RNA of Aphidius gifuensis, 6271 nucleotides long. Its product is annotated as integrator complex subunit 6 homolog. Gene Ontology annotation, molecular function: microtubule binding. The record is from RefSeq and is a predicted model, not a curated record. The transcript is spliced from 18 exons. Gene Ontology annotation, biological process: negative regulation of centriole replication. The coding region runs from base 716 to 3733 and encodes 1005 amino acids. Lineage: Eukaryota; Metazoa; Arthropoda; Insecta; Hymenoptera; Braconidae.
CCUUGGUCUAGCGCCUUGCCGGCGACACGUCGCGACGACGUUAUACCAAGAACUACAAAAUUUUCUUCAUCGACAGUUCAUUUCUAUCACUAAUACAGUGAUUUUGAGUAAAUGCAGUCCAAUUUAAUUUAGAAAAAAAAACCACCCUCAUGGGUUUUUUUUUUACAAAUUGUCCUCAGGAAAUUAAAAUUUCAUAUAUAUAUUAUUAAAAUAUUACGUGAGUGACAUUGAAAAGUGAAAAGGUCAAUAUUGUAAAAUAAAUUUAAAAAAAAAAAAUAUAUCUAUAUAUUUUUUUAUACAAAAGAUUAAGAACAAAGUGUCUUCAAUAAAAUUGAGCGUAAGCCAAAAAAUUUAUGCUGGUGAUAUUAUAACUUGUCGAGUAGUAGAAAAAAAAAAAAAAUUAAAUCAUCAAGGUGAAGAAGAUUUUAAGGGUCCAGGUUAUACGAGUUUUCGGUUUUUGUUAUUUUUUUGAUGAUAAAUUAUUUUGCAAGAAGGGUAUUGAUAUUGUGAAGGGUUUUUUUUUUUUUAGUGUGAAUAUUUUGAUAUAAUUAAAAGUGAUCUACUGAUGGUGAUUAAACUAGAAUAAAAAAAUUUAUAUAAUUUAUAAAUACAGCUGGAUAAUUGUGUGGCCUUUUAGGCCUAAUAUUAAACCGGCAAUAAUCGGCCAUACGGCCGUUUCACUGCUGUUCCACUGCCCCACACAAAACGCGGCCUCAUGAUUGGUUCAUUUUGGAACUUGUGCCGUGCGUGCCCUUCAAUGCCAAUUGAUAAGCAGCUCCAUUCAGAGUAUCGGAGCACUUACACAUGGCACGAAUACACUGGGCCACAUCAAGAAAAUACUGUUGUUCGUCGGGCACCACAGUCACAACCAAAUUCCACGAAACAAGCGAGCGCAAAGCUGCAAUCGGCCAAGUCAACGGAGGAUGAAAACACCGAAGGACCAACAUUGGAACCACCAUUACCACGACGUAAAAAGUGUCCAGAGUUAGCAUACAGACAUCAUGAAUUUAUUUCAAAUGGAAAUGGUGGUGGUAUUGAUGCUGUUGAUACGAAUAUUGUCGUUGACAAAGUCCGGGAGGUUACUGGUAGCUCAAAUUUACCAGCAAGUCAGCUGAGUAAAGCAAUAUCACGAAUAAGUACUGAAUAUCGAUUACAAUUUGCUUGGCCAAGAAGAGCUCAGUUAACAAAUGGUGAUACUAUAUCACAAUUACCAGCAGCUGGUGGUGCCAGUGGUAAUUCUGGUGGACCACCAAGAAAGUCACUCAGUAUGGGAGCACUUAAACAAGGCAUUGGUCAAACUGGACCAGCACCAGUACAUGUUAAAAAACGACCAGGUGAUUUGGAUCACAAACGUGACGGAAUUCAAGCAUCUGAAUUGGAGCCAUUGUUUGCCAAUAAUACUGAUACAAUUGAUGGCAUUGUUCCAGAGGGUGAAGAACAUGAUGAACAACUCAAUGAGCUUAAAUUAAAUUUCAGAGAAAAAAAAAAAACUGGUAAAAGUGUUAGAAUUAAUGAUACACGUACUAAUAAAAAAGAUAAUGUUAAAAUUUUAUCAAAUGAAAAAAAAAUAUUACCAUCAUCAAAUAUUAACGAACUCAGACGUCUUGCUGAUGGCUACAAGCAUCGUGAAUGGGGCAGUGAUCUGGCAUCUGAAGAGGAAGCAACACUUUGGAAACGUGUUUCGAAUAAUCAUGCUCUCAACGCUUUGUCUCUUGCAAGAUCUGCAACAAAAGAAGAGAAAGAUAAAGAAAAUAUUAAAAAAAUUGCACCAGUUACAAAUACAAUGCCACCAGCUGGACGUCCAUCAUCUGUUCAAGCAAGACCAAUUAGUGGUAUAUUACAAGAAGAUUUUAAUACGGAUAAUGAGAGAGCAAUGGCUCGCGCAAGAAAAGAUUUCUUGUUCCGUCAUCAUUUAGAUCGCACUACAGGUGUCGGUGAUGGUGCACUGUUGCCUUCUCCAACAAGAGAGAAACUUGAGCCAGUAGUACCACGUCGACGUGAUGAAUCAAAAGAGCCACGUGAUGAUGUACAAUCAAAGACAAAAUCAAGUCCAAAAAAUAGUCCAAGAACUGGUAGAUCACAGAGUUUAGGACCAUUAAGUAGAUCACCAAAAAGACAAACACCAAGAGCACCAUCAGUUAAUAAAGAUACAAAGGAAAAAGAAAAAGAACAUAAAGACAAGGAAACGAGGGAUAAAAGCGGUGAGCCUGCAAGGCAUCCACGUCCGAUGGUGAGUGGCCGUGUACGUUGGAGCAUAAGAGAGUCCCCGUACUCAUCCAAAAAAUCCCCAGUGACAAUGUCAUCGAAGAGUCAACCACUCAUACCACCUUUACCACCACCACCUUCUGGGCCCACCACCAUGUUGAUUCACAAGAAGCCCUCACCAAAACCACAACGUAAACCCUUUCUCGCGACAACCGCAAUUCCCCAUCGUCCUCUUCAUCAUCAUGCAAAACCUACAUCAACAACAACAACAUCAACAACAUCAACAACUUCAUCAAUAAUAAAUAAAAAAAAAAAUCAAAUGAUAAUCCCUUUGAUUAAAAAUACAACACAACAAUGUAUCAAUGGCAAUUCAGGAACAUCAUCAUUAUCAUCAGGAAAUGCUUUAUCUUCAAGCUCAAAAUAUCAUUCAUUAAAAAAAAAUAAAAUUAAUAGUAAUAAUAAUAGUAAUAAUAGUAAUUUAAAAAAAAUACAAGAUAAUAUUAAAGUUAAAAAUAGUGCAAUUAAAUCACAAAUCACAAAUAUUGAUUCAUCAAAAUCAUCAAUCGACAAACGUAUUAAAACGAAUCAUGCUAAUGCAGUAUUAUCAGCUAUGACAGCCGAGCCACAAAUAAACGGAGAAACAACAGUUGAAAAUUCAAGUAUUGCAUCAACUCCACCAUCUCAAAGUGUGACAGUUCCAAUUCAAGCAACUGCAGUGAUAACAAGCAGUCCUUGGUUCGACGACGAGCCAGUUGUCAAGAGUCCACCCGAGCCAACACGUGUAAAAUCACCAGAACAAAUGAUAAUGCGAUCACCAGAACCAGUAAAUUGGACAGUUCCAUUAGAUACAGGAAAAACAUUUACAGUCACACAAAAUGUGAGAGAGGGAGAAUUAUUAAUGAGACCACACAGCGAAGCAAAAACAUGGGCGACACAGUCAAUAAAUCCAUCAGCACCACAGUCAGCACCACCAGAACUUGCUCAUCAGCACAAAUCCCAUCAGCACUCACAACACUCGGGCUACAAAUCACCAGAGAGCGAGAGUGUAUCACUGGGGAGUUUCAGCGGUUUGAAUGGUCACAAGGAUCUUGACUCAAUCGAGACAGAGAGUCCAUUACCCAGUAACAUUCAAGAUUCAUCAACACCAACUCAAAGUGAUAAGGAUUCAAUUAUUUUACUUGAAGAGCCACAAAAAGAUGUAGUAAUUAAACCAGUAGCUGGUACAAAUCUUCGUUGUUUGGAAGAUCCAAUAUUUGAAUUUGAACGAGGUAAAAAUGAUACAGUAUCAACAACAACAACAACACCAGCACCAACAGUACCUGGAACUGGAUAUCGUGUAUUAGAAGCUGAAGAUACAAAUAUUUUACAUGGUAGUGGUACUGGUGGUAUAUCAUCGGGUUAUCAUGUUUUAGAAGCACCAAAUUUAAGUCCUGGAUCAACACAAAGAACAGCAACUGAUGUACUUGAAAUGGCUCGUAAUCGUUUUGAUAAAUUUUGGGGUAAAAAUGGAUCUGAUAGUCAGGCUUAGGUAUUCAAUAAAUAAAUAAAUAAUUUAACAUAAUUUACAACAAUCUAGAAAUAAAUUGCAUAAUAAAAAAAAUUGGAGCUGAUUAAUAAAUAUUGUGAUCAAUAAAAAAUUAUAAAAGAGAUAAAAUAGUUACAAAAAUUUAAUUGAAAUAUGAAUUUAUAAAAUAUUAGCUUAUGAAAAACUUGACAUGAUAAUAUUACAAGUAAGAUAAAAAAAAUAAAUAACAAAUUCAUAUGAAUAUAAAUUUUAGCAGCUUCAAUAAAUUUUUGUAUAUUUCAUAAAUUAAUAACGUAAUUAACUAGGUAAUUACAAUAGACUGGAAACACGAUGGUGCUUGUUAAUCAUACGUGGCAAUUAUUAUUAUUUAUUUUAUUAUUAAAUCAAAAUAAUUAAAAGAAAUAAAUGUCAAAUAGAAAUCACAAUAAAUGAUCACAUAUAAAUGUCAGCUCCUGCUAGCCAACCCAAACCAUAUUUAAUUAAUUAUUAUAAUUAAAAAUAUAAUUAUUGCACUGCGAUAUUAAGUGAGACAAAAUAAUAUGUUAAUGAAUUUUUUUAAGUAUGAUGAUUGAUAUAUAAAAUAUUAUAACAAAAUAAAUAAGUGUUGAAAAGAAAAAAAUAUAUAGAUAAUCAAGUAAAUUAAAAAUUUAAAUAAAUAUAUCAAUGAUGAUGUUGAUUAAGCAUCAUCUUGAAUUAAAAUAAAAAAAAAAUGUUAUUAUUUUAAUUAAUUUAUUGAUAUUUAUUUAUUUUUAAUAAUUAAAAUGAAAAUUAUUCGCUGCAAAUUUACAACAAAUACAGAAUUCAAGUUUAUUGAAAUUAAAUUAAACGUAAUGAUUUAAUUUACGUUGGAGAAGUCAACGAUUGGUAAAAUAAUAAUAAAUAAUAAAAUUAUGUUGAUAAUUAUCCUAAUAAAUUAUUGCCAUUUAUUCAAAUUAUUAUUAUUCAAAAUUUAGUUAAAUUUCCAUAUAAAGUUUUUGAAAUAAAUGCUGAUUUAAAUUUUCUAUGUAAACAUAUAUAUAAUCAAGAAGGCAAUUAUCUUUGAGAAAUUAUUAUGGAUAUAAUCAAACAAUACGUAACAAGAUGAUAAAAAAAGAUGAUAACAAUUUAUAAUGAUAAUUUAAAAUUGAUGAACAAGAGAAUUGUUUUUUUUUUCUCACAAUAUACACCAGUACACCACACUCCAUCCAGAUCCACGUCCAAAUUCCAUAAUUGAAUAAUAAAAAAAUAAUAACAAUAAACAUCCAAAUGUAGUAAACGAGAGAAAAAUUAAAAUUUAAAAAAAAAAACUAAAAAUAAAAUAUGUCAAAAAAAAAUAAACGACUGAUGAUGGAAAUUGGUAGAUAGGAUUCAGGAUCGUUGUGAAAUUGAGUCAUAAGAUUUGAAAAAAAGAAUUAAAUUAAUUGAAGAUUAAUAUUAAAUAAUAAAAUAAAUAUGUAGUUUCGAUAUUUCAAUAAUUUCAAGGGCUUUAAUCCUUGAGCUUUCGAAAUUUUUUUUGUGAAAAAAAAACAAACAAAAAGAAGAAAAAAAUAUAUAUUAAUAAUAUUAAUAAAAAAAUAAUCAUCGUUUGGCUUUCAUUGUAUCAAAUUAAAUAGAUAGAAGAAAAGAAAAUGAAAAAUAAAUAAAUUACUCAACUUCAUAAAGUUUAUGUUUCUCAUGAUAAUUAUGAACAAAAAAAAAAAUUAAUUUUUAAAAUAAGACUCCGUUCGAAUGCACCUGCGAGCUCACACUGCCCGUCCGAAUUUUUUAGGCACCGAUUAUCCUGUGAUCCUGUGACAUGAUGAUAAAAAAAAAAAUUACAAAAACAGAAUGUACAUUUUUUCUUUUUUUUCUAGAUAAAAUGUCAUUACUUUAAUUGACAAUUAAAUAUCACAAGGAUUUUUUUCCUUCAAAUUAAUCAUCAAUUAUAAAUUAUUUUGUUUUUAAUUUAUUUUUAAUAAAUGAAUUUUUUUUUUAACUAAUUAAUCAAACAAUGUGCUGGACACAAUUUUUUUUUUUUUUAAUUUUUCAAUUGAAUAUUUAAAAAUAAAAGUUAAAUAUUACAUUUUCAUUUAAAUAUUUUAAUUAAUAAUCAUUGAUAAAUAAAAAAAUAAAAAUUGAUUUUAAAUGUGCAAAAAAAAAAUAAUUAAUUAAAUCAACAAAACUAAUCGUAUAAAUAAAAAAAAUUAAAAAAUUUUCUAUAGUCAAAAAAAAAAAAAAAUUAAAUAUGAAAAUGAAUUUUUAAGUGUUUUUGAAUUAAUAAAUAACAUUAGUAAUAAAUAUAUAUAGCCGAAAUGACGAAGGCAAGAAAUUGGGGUUCCUUUUUUUUUCCAUCCCUCGCCUUAGUCCAUAAACGCCUAUUAAAAUAAUUCAUAGAACAUAAUACGAAUAAUAAUAUACGAUAGCGAUAAAUAAUAAUAAUAAUUUUGAAUAAUAAAAAUGAAUAAAACAUUAUUAAUAAUUGUGGUGGUUAAAAAAAAAAGCAAAGAAAAAAAUGGUAUAUGAUUGAGACCGAGCUGUUUUGUCAAAAUACGAGAAAUAUUAAAUGAUUAAUUGAUAAAAAAA